CAGAACAGAAGAGAGCUGUCAAGCUGUGAGGAGGCAGCGGAGAGACGACUUAGUUUUUUCUUGGAAUACAUUUUCCCCGCCAUCUCUGAAGCCCACACACACACUCAAAAGAUAUAAACACACAAACACACAGUAAAGUGUGUGUGUGAGUGCUGCUGUUAGGAGCUGUGAAUUAUUUCCAGGAUCUGGACUUACUCAAGCCUGACUCAAGACACAAGACUGUUUGGAUUCAGCAUCUUUGUUACUUGAACUUGGACUAAAAGUGUGUAUCGCUGUGUGAGUGUGCGAUCACCUGAAAAGAAACACAGAUUUGGACUGACACUGUGUUGGCACUGGUUAAUUGCCUGAAUUUGUAAGAUUGGACUUGUACACUUGGACUCAGUAUGCGAUCCUGUGUGUGUGCGUGUAGGAGGAUGUGUUGGCCGGUGACAGCGCUCCUGCUAGCCCACCUCGGGGCUACCUUAACGGGGGCAUGGAGAGCAUCUCAACCAAGGCUGCAGUUCACACACUCCGAGCUGAUCCAGAAUGGCCGCCUGCUGACACUGCCCCUGGUGGCCGGAGACCUGCACUCCCUGCUGCCUGACGAAGACAGGAGGCGUCUGUACGUGGCCAUGAAAGAUAACCUGCUGUCUACCAGUCUGGACGACAUAACGCAGAACCCACACAAGCUGUACUGGCCAGCCAGUCCAGACCGCGUCCAAGAAUGUCUCAUGGCUGGGAAGGAUCCAGAGUUGGAGUGUGCUAACUUCCUGCGAGUCCUGCAGCCUUUUAAUCAGACUCACCUGUACGUUUGUGGCACCGGAGCAUUCAACCCCAGAUGUGCUUUCAUAGCGACCAGCGUCUUCCAACAGUCAGAGCACCAAACACUCUCCUACAGUCAAACAGAGUGUGGGAAAGGGAAAUGUCCCUACGAUCCUUUCCAGAAAACAGCCUCCGCUGUCGUUGAUGGAGAGCUGUAUGCUGGGAUCACCUCAGACUUCAUGAGCCGGGAUUCUGCUUUCUUCCGUAGUCUCGGCAGCCGCCAUGUCAUCCGCACCGAGCAGUACGACUCCACCUGGCUGCAGGAUGCCCAGUUUGUGCGGGUAGCGCCACUGUCUGAAACUGAUAACCCAGAAGAUGAUAAGGUCUACGUGUUCUUCACCGAGCGCGCUCAGGAGGCAGAAGGGGCUGCUGGGAAGGUGCUCUACUCCAGAGUGGCGCGUGUGUGCAAGAAUGACAUCGGAGGCCAGAGGAGUUUAGUCAAUAAGUGGAGCACCUUCCAGAAGGCUCGUCUGGUGUGUUCAGUCCCAGGACCAGACGGCUUACAGACACACUUCGACCAGCUGCAAGACAUCUUUAUCCUCCAGGGGAAAGAUAAGAAGAACCCGCUCAUCUAUGGCCUGUUUACCACCUCUAGUGAUAUCCUGAACGGUUCAGCAGUGUGCGUUUACCGAAUGGAGGAUGUGGUUCGAGCUUUCAAGGGAAACUUCCUUCAUAAGGAGGGACCUCAGUAUAAGUGGGCAGAGUUUACAGGCAAGGUGCCCUACCCGCGACCAGGAACUUGUCCCAGCAGCACGUAUGGAAGUUACAGCUCGACCAGAGAGUAUCCUGACGACGUCAUCUUCUUCAGCAGGACUCACCCGCUGCUGCAGGAAAAUGUGCUGCCACUGGGAGAGCGCCCCCUCCUAGUCAGAGUGGGUGCUCACUACAAGUUCAGCAAACUGCUGGUGGACAGAGUUGAAGCUGUGGACGGCACCUACGACGUCCUGUUCAUUGGCACAGACUCAGGCCUCGUGCUGAAAGCCAUCCAUCUGCCCAGAGAGCACGGUCAGGGUCAGGAGGUCACUCUGGAGCAGUUGCAGGUCUUUCAGCACAAAUCACCAGUGACAGCCAUGACGCUCUCAAAGAAGAAGCAGUGGUUGUUUGUGGGCUCCAGGGAGGGUGUGUCCCAGCUGGCCCUGUACCAGUGUGAGCUGUACGGUCAGGCCUGCGCUGAAUGCUGCCUGGCCAGAGAUCCCUACUGCACCUGGGACGGACACGCCUGCAGCCCCUACAUGCCCACCGUACGCAGAAGGAAUGCUCGUCACUUAGGGGAGGAAGAGGAUCCACUAACUCAGUGUGUCAGACAGGGAGCUGGGCUGCAGGUGGAGGCGGAACAGAGAGUGAUGAUGGUUGCCGAGGGCAACAGCACUUACCUGGAGUGUCUACCCCGAUCCAGACAUGCUGCCGUUACCUGGUACAAACAGGCUGGAGAGAACAGUCCUGAACUAAACCAGGUGGUAACAGGUGACCAGCUUGUGGUGAUCGAGCGGGGCAUCCUGAUCCGUCAAGCUGAGCUGUCUCACGGCGGAGUCUACCACUGCCAGGUGGAGGAGCACGGCUACCACUGGACCGCCGUCACUGUCCGCCUCGCCGUCUGGAGCCCCUCAGCCAACCGCGUCCUCGCUUCCUGGUCCGCCUCCUCCUACCAGAGUGCGGGAACACAGCCUUGGUACGAGGAUGUGAUGGCACUGAUUCACCCUGGAAACCUCGGGCAGCACUGCCGGGCGCUGGGAUACCGCCCCCCACGCAACCAGCGUCGCCACGGUGAUGUCGUGGCGGAGCCCAACAAGGAGAAAGAGAGGGGGCAGAGGCACAAGCAUGGGGGAGGAAGGGGAGGAGGGGGAGGAGGAGGAGGGGGAGGAAGAGCAGCGGGGAGGAAGAGCAGGAGCAAGCCGCAGCAGAGGGCACCAAGGAGCGCUUGA
This is a messenger RNA of Centropristis striata (black sea bass), 2723 nucleotides long. RefSeq names its product sema domain, immunoglobulin domain (Ig), short basic domain, secreted, (semaphorin) 3H (gene sema3h). Gene Ontology annotation, molecular function: neuropilin binding; chemorepellent activity; semaphorin receptor binding. The coding region runs from base 384 to 2723 and encodes 779 amino acids. The record is from RefSeq and is a predicted model, not a curated record. Gene Ontology annotation, biological process: motor neuron axon guidance; negative regulation of axon extension involved in axon guidance; negative chemotaxis. The transcript has 18 exons. NCBI's taxonomy places the organism in Eukaryota, Metazoa, Chordata, Actinopteri, Perciformes, Serranidae.